This is a messenger RNA of Scophthalmus maximus (turbot), 3364 nucleotides long. It is a transcript of the gene gpat4, whose product is annotated as glycerol-3-phosphate acyltransferase 4. Gene Ontology annotation, biological process: triglyceride biosynthetic process. NCBI's taxonomy places the organism in Eukaryota, Metazoa, Chordata, Actinopteri, Pleuronectiformes, Scophthalmidae. Gene Ontology annotation, molecular function: glycerol-3-phosphate O-acyltransferase activity. The transcript is spliced from 13 exons. The record is from RefSeq and is a predicted model, not a curated record. Gene Ontology annotation, cellular component: endoplasmic reticulum. Bases 653 to 2026 code for a protein of 457 amino acids.
GAGCUAGCCGAGCGAGGCGGUAAAGCACCGUUAGCCACAAGCUAACUUGUGCACAGACGUAUCGUUCCGUCCGUAAUGUCGCGGGAGCUUCAAGUGUCGCCACUCAACCGAAUAACUUGGGGUGUCGCCUGUGAGUAACCGUGUUGCGUGGGGGUCCCGCGGGUCAACAGGGUUCCCACAGAACCGCGAUGGAGGUCCGCGUGAUACCGAGCUGCAGGAACCCCUGGAUCCCCGGGACCAUCUGUUUUUCCUCUCUCUGUUUACAUCUUUCACCGGCAGGAGGUUUUGCUCAAAAAAGCAAAGAGCAUCUGAAGUGAAGACGGACCAUCGUCACAGCUGUUCAGACUUCACAUUCCGUCUCCUGGGAUUUGAAUUUCAACAGGAGUGCAGAAACUGAUCCACGGUGGGAAUAAUGAAAUCCAUUGAUAUUGCCCAAGAGGGCGACGACGAGAUGGACACGUGUACUUGUAUUGAUUGUGUGUCCAGCACCGGGAGAAGCUCCGCACCCUAGUGAUCCUGAUGAAGGCCUUUGUCUGACAAAAGAUCGGGGCCACUUGGGGCCUGGAGGUGGAGCGCUGCACCGCCCCCUGCCAACAGCUCUGCCCUGUGAUUUCCACAAUUGAACAGCUUUCAUUGCCCUCCUGCCUUCAACAUGGAACUCUUCUUCAACCCCUUCGACAACCUGGUGUGCAUCCUGCUGGGCAUCUCCUUCACCGUGUGGUUCACCAUGCUGCUCGUCUUCAUCAUCGUGCCUGCCAUCUUUGGGGUGUCCUUCGGCAUCCGGCGUCUGUACAUGAAAACCUUGUUGAAGGUCUUUGAGUGGGCCACACUGAGGAUAGAGAGAGGAGCGAAAGAAAAGAAUCACCAUUUGUACAAACCCUACUCAAAUGCAAUCAUUGCCAAGGAGCCCACCUCCUUGGAGCAGGAGAUCAAUGAGAUCCGGCGGAGCGGCAGCAACAGAGACCUGGACUCAGCCCCUGAGUUUGAGAUGUCCGACAUCUUCUACUUUGCCCGGCGAGGAGUGGAGAGCAUCAUGGACGAUGAGGUGACCAAACGGUUCUCCGCUGAGGAGUUGGAGUCCUGGAAUCUGCUGACCCGCAGCAACAACAACUUCCACUACAUCAGCCUGAGACUGACCGUCCUAUGGGGGCUGGGCCUGCUGAUCCGCUACGGCUUCCUGUUGCCUCUCAGGGUAACUCUUGCCUUCACUGGUGUAGGCCUCCUUGUGUUCCUCACCUGUGUUAUUGGGCUGCUGCCGAAUGGAAGGAUGAAAAAUUAUCUGAGCGAGAAAGUCCAUUUGAUGUGCUACAGAAUAUGUGUCAGAGCCCUGACGGCCAUCAUAACCUACCAUGACAGUGAGAAUAAACCCAAGAAUGGAGGCCUCUGUGUUGCCAACCAUACCUCGCCAAUUGAUGUCAUCAUCCUUGCCAGCGAUGGCUGCUACGCUAUGGUUGGCCAAAUUCACGGUGGCUUGAUGGGUGUCAUUCAGAGAUCCAUGGUCAAGGCCUGCCCACACAUUUGGUUCGAACGCUCCGAAGUCAAAGACAGACAUCUAGUGGCCAAAAGAUUGAGUGACCAUAUAGAAGAUAAAACUAAAUUGCCCAUCCUGAUUUUCCCAGAAGGUACCUGCAUUAACAACACGUCAGUCAUGAUGUUCAAGAAGGGCAGUUUUGAGAUUGGUGCCACAGUCUACCCUGUGGCCAUUAAGUAUGAUCCCCGAUUUGGAGAUGCCUUCUGGAAUAGCAGCAAGUUUGGCAUGGUCAACUACCUGUUGUGUAUGAUGAGCAGCUGGGCCAUCGUCUGCAGUGUGUGGUACCUCCCUCCCAUGUCUAGAGAGGAGGGGGAGGAUGCUGUACAGUUUGCCAAUCGUGUAAAGGCAGCCAUUGCCAGACAAGGGGGACUGGUCGACCUCCUGUGGGAUGGAGGAUUGAAGCGAGGAAAGGUAAAAGAUACCUUCAAAGAAGAGCAGCAGAAGCUGUACAGUAAAAUGCUUGUGGGGACCCAAGAAGACCGCAGUCGCUCCUGAAGGACUUUUUUGUGGAGGUGGUCUGACUCCGAGACCCACCUGUGCACUAUGUAGGCAGUCGGCGGUGCUCGCUCUACCACUCUCCUGGACUGGAAAAUUCCCUCUGAGAUGUCAACAGUGCUCCAUUUGACUUCCUCGGUCACUGCCUCAGCCCGGCGUGUUCCGUUUGCAUCGCAGCUGCGGGUCUUACAGAGUCUGCUGCCGUCUGUGGGGAACAAGCGCUCAACUGGAGUGUUUGCUUGCAUUGGAAAUUCAAAUAAGGCGUUACAGAAAAGGGGUAUUGUCUUCCUUGGUGGCAUUCUUUUGAGGGAAAACCUUUUAAUUAUUAUUAUUAUUAUUAUUAUUAUUAUUAUUAUUAUCUAUCAUUGAGUUCCUGUCUUUUUUUGAUAGUUUUAACUCUUUAAUUUCCAUAAUACUGCCAUGUUUGUAUCACACUGAGUUAACAUUGCAUACCUGUUUAUAUCUGGGACGUAGAUGAAAACUAGUUUGUCCUGAAGCUAAAACCUGUGACUGAGUUGGGGUUUUUGCAUGACUGGCUCAUGCCCAUGAUUUGGGGCACCGAUGCCAGAUUCUGUUACAUUUCAAACAUUUUUAUGGGCUUUUUCCGAGAGGAAAAAAAACAACCUUGUAUUCUAAGCUUUGUCUUUUGCAUCAAGACUUGUAUACAACACACGUGGUCACUAUGGAGUGUCUGUUGCACAGGAGCUCUUGAUAUGUUGUCUGUUUUCAGUGUUUGUUUGUUUUUCCACAGAAUGUGUAAAUCCUCACAUUAUGAAGUGGAAAUUUUUGCACCCACAGUUUCUCUGAUGAAGGUUGAUGGGCUGAGGCAAAAUGUUCCUGUUUCAGCUGAUGGAGUCAAAUUCAUAGUCCAUUCAUAAAGAAUUUAUUUCCGAUUGCUUUUAGCAUCAUCCCUUUAAAGCCGUGGCUCAGAGGUAAUGAUGACACCCACAACUGGUCUUCUGACUUCUAAACAGUUCUGACAAUUUGCUGAUACAUGUUCAUACUAAUAUCCUUCUAGGCAGCCAUCAUGUUGUCACUGGGUUCCUGCUUGUGCAGUGACCAUCUUGCCUAAUUUCUUUUUAGGUGAACUCUAAAAGCUAUUGUCUUUAUUUCCCCCCUCAUCAGUGAUCUUUGUCCCACUUGGCAGCCUCCUCGAGGAGGUUUUAAGGAGAGACAGAGUGCAGCUGUGCUUCCGGCUCUCUGUUAGCCCGAGGAACAUGGUGGACAGCCUCUUGGGUUUCCUCCUGAGGAUUUCAUCCCUCUAGCUGUUAUCAGGGAUAGUCAUUUAGAUCAUGUCAAAUCUGUUCAUCAAAAUAAACGUUAAAGAAUGUGUCUCUA